AUGGCCUGGGAUGAGUUAACUGGUGACUAUGAUGUUGAAACUGAGUUUCGGUUUGAGUCUCAUGUGAAAAAUAUUCGCAUGUCUAUGUCACUGGCAUGGAGUCAAGAUGGGAAUGUUCUUGGCUAUGGCCUGCCAGUGUGUUCGGACCGACAGCUUCAUAUCCAAGCACUCAAUGAUGAAGGGGAGUGGGUGCCUCGGGUUUCCCCCACAACAAAUAUCACAGACUGCAUUGACAGUGAGCGCCCUUAUGUAAACAAUGCCUUGUCACUUUCAGGUGAUGGAUCAAUGAUCGCCUUCAGGGUUGGUACACUUGUUAGAGUUUUUGAGUGGCAAUCUGAAGCUGAAUCUUGGAAUGACGUGAGUAAUCCUUUUCCAUUGACCCAUUACCCAGUUUCCAUGUCUUCGAGCGGAAGGGAGCUGGCAGUCGGAGCUCCUCAAGAUGGCAUUGGCGGAGUCACCACAGUUUACUCACUACCUGGAUCAAAGGAGUGCCCCACUGGCAUGUCACUCCUACGCCUAUCGCUGACGCUUGAUAGGCUCCCCAGAGAUUUUGUUUGGAAUCUUAUGGACAAUGUUACUGGUGUGAUUCUCUUUGAGCAAGAAUCAUACCCCGAGGAAUAUGCCUUUGCAACAAUUGUUGAGGAAGUUUGCAUCCCGGCUGAUUCUUGCUACCUGUUCACAAUGUACAACAUGAAGAGGCGUGGCAUGCAAGCCCCUGGGCAAUUUGGCCUCUUCAUGGAUGGCGAAAAAGUUGUACAUGGAUCCUUUGAUGGCCUCUUUGUGAAGGAGUACUUUGGGAACUGUUUACCUUGCCCUGCUGGUACUGAGAGGCUUAGCAUCAUGAUGCUUGCAUGCGAACAGAUACCAUGGAUACUGGGCAAGUUCAUUGAAGCCAAGAAUGAUACCGAUUCAUCAAGCAGCAACUCCUCUAGCAGCAACUCCUCUAGCACCGACUCCUCGAGUGAUUCAGAGGAUGAACUGGAGGUCCGACCACUCUGUAGCGAAUAUUUCAAUGCAGAGGACUGUUCAAAUUGGAUUUCCUAUGAAACAUGUUUGGACCCAACAGAGUGCUAUUCAUUCCGAUUCCUUUCUAAUCUUCGAGCGCUUGUUGAAAUUGUGUUUGGGGAGAAAACAGAAAAACCAAGUUCGCAACUGGUGUGUGGAAUGUAUGCAACUGCUGUUGGGAAUGCAGAGAAGUGCUGGACAGAAAAUAACAAAGUCGUUCAUUUCCAAAAUGACACUUUGACUUAA
Messenger RNA from Seminavis robusta, 1251 nucleotides. NCBI's taxonomy places the organism in Eukaryota, Bacillariophyta, Bacillariophyceae, Naviculales, Naviculaceae. The record is from the annotation of a GenBank genome assembly.